Malus domestica (apple) is the source of this 695-nucleotide messenger RNA. The record is from RefSeq and is a predicted model, not a curated record. NCBI's taxonomy places the organism in Eukaryota, Viridiplantae, Streptophyta, Magnoliopsida, Rosales, Rosaceae.
UAUAUAUAUCUAGAUAAUCACAACUGUGUAAAAUUAUUAAUCAAGAAGCUAGCCAGCCUUUAACCAUAAUCAUGGAUAUUAUUAACAAGGUGCUCAACGUUACAAUUCCUCCCAUGUCCCUCGCCUGGUUGCUCUUCGUUCUGCCAACCUAUCUCUUCUGCAAGCUUCUCCUCUCCGCCGCACGACAUGUUUUUAGUGAAGAUGUGGGCGGAAAAGUCAUACUCAUUACCGGAGCUUCCUCCGGCAUAGGAGAGCAUCUGGCAUAUGAGUAUGCUAGAAGAGGAGCUUGUCUAGCUCUUGUUGCCAGAAGAGAAAACCGACUCCGUGACGUUGCCAACACAGCCAUUUGCUUUGGUUCCCCAGAUGUCCUCGCAAUCACUGCAGAUGUUUCAAGGGUUGAAGAUUGUAAGCGCUUUGUUGAUGUAACAGUGAAUCAUUUUGGACGUUUGGAUCACCUAGUGAACAAUGCUGGGAUUGUUCCUGUCUGCUUGUUUGAAGAAACCACUGAUGUCACUAACUUAGCGCCCGCCAUGGACAUAAACUUUUGGGGCUCAGUAUAUGGCACCUACUUUGCCAUUCCACACCUUAAAAGGAGCGGAGGGAGGAUCGUAGCGAUCACUUCCUCUGCCGGAUGGUUGCGUGCACCACGAUUAAGCAUGUAUGGUGUAAGUAAAGUGAAAAAUUGACCUCAUGAA